CACCAAUGCUACCAGCGGCGAAAUGACUUGCGGGAUCCUUUCUUAAAGUUACUGUCAUCCCUUAACGCUAUCUCUGGCCAUUUACGAAGGAAUCAGGCACCGUCUUAAACAGCGGUUUGGAAAAUAUUUUGUUCAAGAUAAAACUGUUUUAAGACAUACACAUAUAUAUCUUACAUAUCUGUAUUCGCAUGGUAACAUAUUUUUGGGCUUCCUGAGCCGCUGGACUCGCAGCGGCCCUCCAAGGCAGCGGGCAGGCCCCUGUGCGCCUCGCGGAUCCGACCUCCCACAGCCCCGGGGAGGCCUUAGCCUCUAAAGUUGCUGCCUUUGCAGCCUCUGCCACAACGGCGCAUGCUCAGAGCCAGCCGGGAGGAGCUAGAACCUUCCCCGCGUUUCUUCAGCAGCCCUGAAUCAGAGGCGGGCUGGCCUGGCGUAGCCGCCCCGCCCCCCAUCUCAUGACCGGAUCCGCCAAAGCCUUCUCCCGGGGUCAGCGCCGCGCGGGCCGCCGAGCUGCCCGGCUGAGUCAGCCCGGGAGGCGCAAAAGGAUAAAAAUCCCGUGGAAGCGGAGCUGCGCAGAGCCGAGCCGGGCUGGCUGGAGAGAAACCGCAGGGAGAGCCUCACUGCUGAGCGCCCGUUGACGGCUGAGCGGCAGCAGCGUCCGUGGCCUCGCGCAUCAGACGAGAAGCUUCAGCCAUGCAGGCCCCACGGGAGCUCGCGCUGGGCACCACCUACUCGUGCGUGGGCGUGUUUCAGCAGGGUCGCGUGGAGAUUCUGGCCAACGACCAGGGCAACCGCACCACGCCCAGCUACGUGGCCUUCACCGACACCCAGCGGCUGGUCGGGGACGCGGCCAAGAGCCAGGUGGCCCUGAACCCGGACAACACCGUGUUCGACGCCAAGCGGCUGAUCGGUCGCAAGUUCGCGGACACCACGGUGCAGUCGGACAUGAAGCACUGGCCCUUCCAGGUGGUGAGCGAGGGCGGCAAGCCCAAGGUGCGGGUGUCCUACCGCGGGGAGGACAAGACGUUCUACCCCGAGGAGAUCUCGUCCAUGGUGCUGAGCAAGAUGAAGGAGACAGCCGAGGCCUAUCUGGGCCAGCCCGUGAAGCACACGGUGAUCACCGUGCCCGCCUACUUAAAUGACACGCAGCGCCAGGCCACCAAGGACGCGGGGGCCAUCGCGGGGCUCAACGUGCUGCGGAUCAUCAAUGAGCCCACGGCGGCCGCCAUCGCCUGUGGGCUGGACCGGCGGGGCGCGGCAGAGCGCAGUGUGCUCAUUUUUGAUCUGGGUGGGGGCACCUUCAACGUGUCGGUUCUCUCCAUUGACGCCGGUGUCUUUGAGGUGAAAGCCACUGCUGGAGAUACCCACCUGGGUGGAGAAGACUUCGACAACCGGCUGGUGAACCACUUCAUGGAAGAAUUCCGGCGGAAGCAUGGGAAGAACCUAAGUGGGAACAAGCGGGCCCUGCGCAGGCUGCGCACAGCCUGUGAGCCAGCCAAGAGCACCCUGUCCUCCAGCACCCAGGCCACCCUGGAGAUAGACUCCCUGUUGGAGGGCGUGGACUUCUACACGUCCAUCACUCGUGCGCGCUUUUAGGAACUGUGCUCAGACCUCUUCCGCAGUACCCUGGAGCCGGUGGGGAAGGCCCUGCGUGAUGCCAACCUGGACAAGGUCCAGAUUCAUGACGUCGUCCUGGUGGGGGACUCCACUCGCAUCCCCAAGGUGCAGAAGUUGCUGCAGGACUUCUUCAGCGGCAAAGAGCUCGACAAGAGCAUCAACCCUGAUGAGGCUGUGGCUUAUGGGGCUGCUGUGCAGGUGGCCAUGUUGAUGGGGGACAAGUGUGAGAAAGUACAGGAUCUCCUGCUGCUGGAUGUGGCUCCCCUGUCUCUGGGACUGGAGACAGCAGGUGGGGUGAUGACCACGCUGAUCCAGAGGAACGCCACUAUCCCCACCAUACAGACCCAGACUUUCACCACCUACUCGGACAACCAGCCUGGGGUCUUCAUCCAGGUGUAUGAGGGUGAGAGGGCCAUGACCAAGGACAACAACCUGCUGGGGCGUUUGGAACUCAGUGGCAUCCCUCCUGCCCCACGUGGAGUCCCCCAGAUAGAGGUGACCUUUGACAUUGAUGCUAAUGGCAUCCUGAGCGUGACAGUUACCGACAGGAGCACAGGUAAGGAUAACAAGAUCACCAUCACCAAUGACAAGGGCCGGCUGAGCAAGGAGGAGGUGGAGAGGAUGGUUCAUGAAGCCGAGCAGUACAAGGCUGAGGAUGAGGCCCAGAGGGACAGAGUGUCCGCCAAAAACUCGCUGGAGGCCCAUGUCUUCCUUGUGAAAGGUUCUGUGCAAGAGGAAAGCCUUAGGGACAAGAUUCCCGAAGAGGACAGGCGCAAUGUGCAAGACAAGUGUCAGGAAGUCCUUGCCUGGCUGGAGCACAAUCAGCUGGCAGAGAAGGAGGAGUAUGAGCAUCAGAAGAGGGAGCUGGAGCAAAUCUGUCACCCCAUCUUCUCCAGGCUCUAUGGAGGGCCUGGUGUCCCUGGGAGCAGCAGUUGUGGCGCUCAAGCCCGUCAGGGGGACCCCAGCACCGGCCCCAUCAUUGAGGAGGUUGAUUGAAUGGUCCUUCGUGGUAAGUCAGCUGUGAAUCUCAGGGCUGUGGUAUGGGCCUUCUAGACUGUCUUCUAUGAUCCUACCCUUCAGAGAUGAAGGGCUGGGGGGUCUUCUCUCCAAAGCUAGAACUUUCUUCCCAGGAUGUUUCAUAACUGAAGGCUUUUGACUUUCUGAGGGGAGGGAAGUUCGUCCUCUUCUGCUUCAAAUAAAAACUCAUUAAUUUAUUAA
This is a messenger RNA of Chlorocebus sabaeus (green monkey), 2832 nucleotides long. It is a transcript of the gene HSPA6, whose product is annotated as heat shock protein family A (Hsp70) member 6. The record is from RefSeq and is a predicted model, not a curated record. Gene Ontology annotation, molecular function: ATP-dependent protein folding chaperone; ATP binding. Lineage: Eukaryota; Metazoa; Chordata; Mammalia; Primates; Cercopithecidae.